UUUGUUUAUCACUCUUUCAUUUUAAAAUAAAGUUGAACUGAAGUAAAAUUCAAAACUGUUAUAAAAUUAUUCUAUUUUAAGUAGAAAAAAAGAGAGUGAUCUAUUAGAAUGGUCUUAUGCCAUCUCUACCGCCACCUGUCGCCUCACUCUUUCAGAUCGACACCUCUCUGGUCACUAGCGCUCUUCGCCAGUACUGGAGAGGCCCUUCCUCGUCUUAGUUCUCUUUAGUCUUUGUUUCUUUGGUCAAGGGAGGUUGAGGAUAUGAGUUCAUGUCAGGUUCGAUGUUGGUUGGCGUGGUUGUGACUGGUUCGAAACUUUGAUCUGGUUUGCGGUGGUGGUUUAGCUGUUCUUUCGGAUCCGGUUUGUAGCUUGUCAAUCGAUGUCCAUGGAGUCCAUUGGAUUCAGUUCAUCUUCUCAUCCCUCUUUAUCUAGGUAGUAGUCAAGUUGUGUUCUUGUGUGGGUUGGUGUUUUUUUGUCUUCUUCGGAGUUUAGUUGUGUGUGUGCGUAAGCUCUAUCGACUUCUGCUUGUUCUCUCGAUCCUUCGGUGGUUUGUGUUCGUCAAAGUCUCGUUUGUGGGGUUCGUCUUUUGGAUGGUAAGUUGAUGUGGAGGUAUCUACUUGCUUUUUCUGUGCCUUCAUGGUGUGGAGUGGGGUUUCAAAACGACGCAGUGGUUUCGAUCAUUGGCUCUUCUCUUGCGAGGAGGUGACCAUUCUCUUGCUUGUAGAUGGUUGAGUUUGGGUACACGAGUGUCCGCGUGUUUGAGCCGAUGAUCCUUUUUGAAGUUAUCCCCACUUGGAGUUUCAAGACUCGAUCUUGUGCUUUGCUCUCUCUUUCUCUCUCUCUCGGAUCUGGUUUGUCGUUGUAGACGGGUGAUUAGUAGUUGUUGGUUUUUUGGUGACUUUGGUCUUUCGUUUGUUUAUGACGUGGCUGUUUAUGGUUUUGACAUGUGGUUGUGUAUGGUCCUCUCAAGUUCUGGUUUCUGGAUUCAGCACAUGCUUCUCCAAGGUUUUAAAAAUGAACGUUUGUCUGUCCUUGUUUUGGAGUUUGAUUAUGGCUCCCUUAGUUCCUAAGCGUUUCAAGCACACCCCCUCUUAGCUCUAGUUAUGUUGGUUUUAGGACUAGGAGUUUUUCUUCUAGUCUUAUGUUUAAUCAUGUGUUUCUUGUUGUCUCCGGGAUGUUCGAUCUGUGAACUUGCCGAUUUUAGUCUCCGAAAGGGUUGUGAUCCUUGUCGGUUUUGCGUUGUAUGAUUGGUUUUGAAUUGUUAUAAUAAAUUAAUAGAUAAAAGAAAAAAAAAAUGGUUUUAUGCCACUCAGUCAUUUGGUCGAACACAACCCCAUAUGCCUCGUUGCGUAUAAACAAAUAUUUUUACAGAAACAACUUGCCGACUUAAGAAACCAAAACUUUUUGUUGAAAUCACAUGUUGGAUCUCUAUCCUCACUAUAUUCAUCUAUCGAUCAACUCUUUUGUAGUGUUUUUAUUUUCACAUGGUCGGAACAAUGGAAGACUUCAUUGAAGAAGAAGAGUUCAGUGUAUCCGUAGAUCCAAGAAGAUCAAGACCGGGGAAGAAGAAGAAGAAAAGAAAACCCGAAUCUCAAGUUGUCUCUAUUCUGAAUCAUUUGUUUGUAAAGUACCCAUGUCUGAAUAAAAGCGUCGUCGAUACUGGUCGGGAAUGUUCGGAUUCAGAUACAUCAUGUAGCUUGAGUUUUGCAAAAGUUGGAAACUUUACUUCAAGAUCUCCUCCUUCGAUCAAAUCUGGUCAUCUUCUCAAAUCAGCAUUAGCAGGAGGAAUCUCAUGCGCUUUCUCUGCCUUUCUUAUGCAUCCUGUCGACACUGUCAAGACACAAGUUCAAGCAUCAACAACACUGUCGUUUAUUGAAAUAAUGUCAAAGAUUCCGGAGAUUGGUGCUCGUGGUUUAUACAAGGGAUCUAUCCCCGCCGUUGUUGGUCAAUUCGCAAGCCAUGGUUUACGUACAAGUAUAUACGAAGCAAGUAGACUCGCUUUACCCCUCGUUGCUCCUGGUCUCCUCGACAUCCAAGUUCAGCCAAUAGCGUCUUUUCUCGGCACGGUUUUGGGUACAACGUUACGGAUACCGUGCGAGGUGCUGAAACAACGGUUACAAGCCAACCAGUUCGACAACAUCGUGGAAGCUACGCUUUCCACGUGGCGUCAAGAUGGUCUCAAAGGACUCUUUCGCGGCACGGGCGUCACUCUUCUCCGCGAGGUUCCCUUUUACGUCGCUGGUAUGGGACUCUACAGCCAAUCGAAGAAGCUGGUGGAGAGAAGGCUAGGGAGAGUGCUUGAGCCGUGGGAGGCUAUCGCGGUUGGAGCCUUGUCUGGCGGUUUCACGGCUGUUAUGACGACGCCGUUUGAUGUGAUUAAAACUAGGAUGAUGACGGCUCCGCAAGGCGUGGAUUUGUCUAUGUGGAUGGCUGCGUAUUCCAUUGCGACGCAUGAGGGGUUUCUUGCUUUCUAUAAAGGAGCUGUUCCGAGGUUCUUUUGGACUGCUCCUCUUGGUGCUUUGAACUUGGCAGGCUACGAGCUUCUUCAAAAGGCUUUCGUGACAGUACCUCUUAAUCGGUCAGUGCAUAGCGAUUGACCUUCGUUUUAGUAUAGCACUACAACACAUUUGUUCACAUGUAUUCAUUCUUGAAAUAAGCUGUGUCUAUCUUUCUUUUCUUGUGAAUUAUUCGAAAUCUAAUUUUUCCUUUGCCAAAUACAGAGAAACAGUUUGUUACAAUAAGCCUAGGACAAUGAUAACAUAUUUCGUCUACAACAACA
Brassica rapa (field mustard) is the source of this 2779-nucleotide messenger RNA. Its product is annotated as S-adenosylmethionine mitochondrial carrier protein. The record is from RefSeq and is a predicted model, not a curated record. NCBI's taxonomy places the organism in Eukaryota, Viridiplantae, Streptophyta, Magnoliopsida, Brassicales, Brassicaceae. Gene Ontology annotation, biological process: transmembrane transport.